CACUAUUCACUACACCAACAAACACAGCCAUUCAUCACUAAUAAGUACACUGACUCUCACUCACUCAACAACUAAUAUCUUCAACCUUCAAUCUUUCAUUUCUCUCUCAUUCCAAUACCAUGACUUUUACUCAAAUCUUUGCCGCUAUCUUUCUCUUGUUCGCACUAUACUGCGGUUUGGACCCAUUCAACCACAGUGUCAUUGCAAAUUUCCCUAAUUUUGAGGUCAAAAAGGUUCAAAUGCCCGCAUGGUCUGAACUUCCUAAUGACAGAGAUCAGCACAACUUGCUGCAAAACUCUCAUAUUAGGUUUUUGAACCAAGUACAAGGCCCUGAGAGCAUUGCUUUUGACAAUCUUGGUCGUGGACCUUACACCGGUCUUGCUGAUGGUAGAAUCUUGUUCCUCAAUCAUCACCAUAAUUGGGUUGAUUUUGCUUACACUUCGCCCAAUAGAUACAGUAACUCCAAAAACAGGUCAUUAUGUAAUCCUCUUCCUAUAGAAGCUGCAACACCAUUUAGUUAUGUGAAGACUGAACAUAUCUGUGGAAGGCCUUUAGGACUUAGAUUUCACAAGAAAACAGGUGAAUUGUACAUUGCAGAUGCAUAUUUUGGACUCAUGAAGGUGGGGCCCGAGGGAGGCUUAGCAACGUCGCUUACAACUGAAGCUGAAGGGGUGCCUCUCAGAUUUACUAAUGAUGUUGAUGUAGAUGCCGAAGGAAAUGUUUAUUUUACCGAAAGCAGUGAAAUUUAUCAGAGGAGGAAUUUCAUCCAGCUGGUUUUAUCCGGGGAUGAUAGUGGCAAGGUUUUGAAAUACAACCCUACAACAAAGGAAACCACUGUUCUUGUGAGAAACGUUCAAUUCCCGAAUGGCAUUUCCUUAAGUAAAGAUGGUUCCUUCUUUGUUUUUUGUGAAGGGACUAUUGGCAGGUUACGUAAAUAUUGGCUAAAAGGAGAAAAGGCUGGAACUUCAGAGAUUUUUGCGGUCUUACCUGGAACUCCCGACAAUGUGAGGGUGAACAAAGAUGGUGAUUUUUGGGUUGCACUUCCCAAUAGAAGAUCUAUGUAUGCAUACCUUACUGGUUUAUAUCCAAGGAUAAGAAAAUUUAUAAUUAAGCUUCCUAUACCAACAAAGUUUCAAUUCCUGUUUCUAAUUGGAGGAAACCAACAUGGUGUGAUUGUGAAGUAUAGUCCUAAAGGUAAAUUGCUGCAGAUAUUGGAAGACACUGAAGGAAAAGUUGUUAGAGCUGUGAGUCAAGUUGAGGAGAAAGAUGGUCAACUUUGGAUAGGAAGUGUUAUUAUGCCUUUUAUUGCGGUUUACAAAUUGUAACUUACUUUCUCCCUUCAAAAUUCAGUUAGGUAGGGAAUGAGUGAGGGAUUUACUAAGAAAUAUUGUUAGAGUUAGUUAGGAGAAAUUUCUCUUUCUAGUUAGGAGGUGUGUUUUGAAAUAAGUGUUAAGAAUUUCUUAUAUACAUUGUUAAGUGGACAGAGUCAGCCCUUAGCGAGUUGAAGAAAUAAAUGUUAGGUGUUACUAAAAUAUUAAUUUAACUAUUUGUUAUCAUGAGAAAGAAAAAAAAUAGGAUUAUUUGGCAA
Molecule: messenger RNA, 1588 nt
Organism: Lathyrus oleraceus (garden pea)
Lineage: Eukaryota; Viridiplantae; Streptophyta; Magnoliopsida; Fabales; Fabaceae
Product: protein STRICTOSIDINE SYNTHASE-LIKE 3
Exons: 4
Coding region: 120-1325 (401 amino acids)
Cellular component (GO): endomembrane system
Molecular function (GO): hydrolase activity
Source: RefSeq, a predicted model, not a curated record